UCAAUGAUAAUCUGUAGUCUGCAACGGAUAUAUUGCAAGAGUAGUCAUGUCGAAAGUUGCUGUGGUGACGGGUUCCAAUAAAGGCAUCGGUUACUCCAUAGUCAAGGGCUUGUGUCAGAGAUUCGAUGGAGUCGUGUUUUUGAUGUCGCGAGAUGAAACCCGAGGGAUGGAAGCAGUCGCCAAAUUAAAAGAAAUAGGACUAAACCCUGAGUAUCAUCAGCUUGAUAUAAGUGACAGAAGCAGCGUUGAAAAAUUUAGAGAUCACAUCAAAGAAAAGUAUGGAGGAAUCGACAUUCUCAUUAAUAAUGCAGCGGUCGCUGGAGAACUAUUUUCUAUAACAUACGAAGAUGCCCAAAAUGUUAUCGAUAUUAACUAUAAAAGUAUUUUUACUCUAAAAGAAUUGAUUUAUCCAUUGAUUAGAAAUAAUGGUCGUAUCGUCAAUAUUUCGAGUGACUGUGGCCAUCUAUCGAAUAUAAGGAACGAGUAUUGGAUUCAAAGGUUAUCCAAAAAAGAUUUGUCCGAAGCUGAUAUUAAUGAAUUCGUCGAUUGGUAUCUUGAAUCGGUGAAGAAUGGUACGUUUAAUCGUGAAGAUAUCGCUGAUGGCGCAUCUGUUGCAUCAUAUAGAGUCGCAAAGGUAGCUCUGAGUGCUAUAACUAUGGUUCACCAAAGUGAAUUGGAGUCCAAGAACAUUUCUAUCAAUUCAAUGCAUCCCGGACUCGUACGUACUGAUAUGACUAAGGGGGUGGGCUUUUACAGUAUGGACGAAGCGGCUGAAACUCCAAUCUAUCUCGCUCUGGAUGCUCCACAAACCUUGAAAGGCGCCUAUGUGUGGUUUGACAAAAAAGUGUUAGAUUGGUAUGAUUACAAAGCCGAUUAUUACUUUAAGGUUAAGACCUUGAAUAAAAAUUAGAUUUUA
Molecule: messenger RNA, 916 nt
Organism: Maniola jurtina (meadow brown)
Lineage: Eukaryota; Metazoa; Arthropoda; Insecta; Lepidoptera; Nymphalidae
Product: carbonyl reductase [NADPH] 1-like
Exons: 1
Coding region: 47-910 (287 amino acids)
Molecular function (GO): carbonyl reductase (NADPH) activity
Source: RefSeq, a predicted model, not a curated record